Tilletiaria anomala UBC 951 is the source of this 1275-nucleotide messenger RNA. Its product is annotated as mitochondrial carrier. Gene Ontology annotation, biological process: transmembrane transport. The transcript is spliced from 2 exons. The record is from RefSeq and is a predicted model, not a curated record. The coding region runs from base 1 to 1275 and encodes 424 amino acids. Lineage: Eukaryota; Fungi; Basidiomycota; Exobasidiomycetes; Georgefischeriales; Tilletiariaceae.
AUGGAGAGCCGCAACGACCUUAGUUCAGACUCACUGUUAGAUCCGCGACAUCAUCUGGCCUCAGGUGACCCGCCACCUCCAAAAGCAACCAUCACAGAGUCUUUGAUAAAAGACAAGACCUCGUGGUCUUAUGUAGUUCGGAGCGGGCUUGCUGGUGGCAUUGCAGGAUGCGUCGCCAAGACUGCCGUCGCACCGCUUGACAGGGUCAAGAUCCUAUUCCAAGCGCAAAACCCCGAGUUUGCUAAAUACUCUGGCAAGAUGAGCGGCGUAUUCCGGGCGGCUAACGAGAUUGCUCGGAGCCAGGGCGUCAUGGCGCUCUUCCAAGGUCACUCGGCCACGCUGCUCAGGAUCUUCCCGUACGCUGCCAUCAAGUACAUGGCUUACGACAAGCUCCAUUUUCACUUGAUGCCGACCAAGAACGACGAGACCGGCGCGCGACUCUUUUUGGCAGGCAGUGCAUCUGGCGUGCUGUCUGUGUUUGUCACGUACCCACUCGAGCUCAUCCGAGUCCGGCUGGCUUUCGAGACAAAGCGUAAGCGCGAAUCCGGUGGUCUUUCGCGCAUCAUCCGGCAGAUCUACACGGAGGGCUCGACGGAGGCACCCUUUUCGGGUGACGCCAGGAAGCGGGCUGGCAGGGCGGCUGCAAGUGUGACACCAGGAGCAGGUGCAGGUGCGACAGCGGGAUUAGUGGGGAGCACCGCACAUCUCUCUACAUCUGCUCUGCAGAGGCAGGCGGUCACUGCCGGUGCGGGUCCCAAUUCUCCUGUGCCGAUGCCACGGACGCCGACCGUGGCCGAGAUGAAAUCAUACGAACUGCUCACUCGGUUUCCCAUGCUCAAAUUUUAUCGUGGAUUCAGCGUGACCGUGAUGGGCAUGAUCCCGUACGCUGGCACGAGCUUCCUCGUCUUUGGCCGCUGCAAGACGACGCUGCAGACCCUUUUUCCACCACGUGAGGAUAGCGUCGCGCACGGCGGGCGGCGGGCGUGGUGGUGGCCGAGCAAGACCACGGUGGACUUGACCGCUGGCGCGCUGGCCGGCGCCAUCUCGCAGACGGCUGCGUACCCAUUUGAAGUCAUCAGGAGGCGGCAGCAGGUCGGCGCGACGAUCAGGCCCGGCAGCCUGCUCGGCAUGCGCGAGACAGCCAUGUGGAUCUGGAGGACUUCUGGAUUCAAAGGCUUCUACGUGGGUCUCAGCAUUGGAUUCCUCAAGGUUGUGCCGAUGACCUCGAUCAGCUUUGCUGUCUGGAUGGGCAUGAAGAGACAAAUGGGCAUCUGA